Gorilla gorilla gorilla (western lowland gorilla) is the source of this 1901-nucleotide messenger RNA. It is a transcript of the gene ACP5, whose product is annotated as acid phosphatase 5, tartrate resistant. Gene Ontology annotation, molecular function: acid phosphatase activity. The coding region runs from base 560 to 1537 and encodes 325 amino acids. The transcript is spliced from 6 exons. Gene Ontology annotation, biological process: bone resorption. NCBI's taxonomy places the organism in Eukaryota, Metazoa, Chordata, Mammalia, Primates, Hominidae. The record is from RefSeq and is a predicted model, not a curated record.
CAGGAGAAGAUGAUGACAGACCUCACAAGAUCUUGGCCCCAGGGCUGAAACCCCACCCAGUGCUGUGGUCCUGCGGCUGUGGGCCCAUGGGUGCCCCCAAAGGGUCCCAGGCAGAUGGAGGCUCCUGGUUGGCGUGGAGGAAGGAAAAGGAUGAAAUCGGCUCCCCUGGCCACCCCUUCUGGCCCAGCUGCAGCUGUAGUCCGUGGGUCUGAGCCGACCUUUGGGGUUCAUCGGCCCAUUUUACAGACGCGGAGCCUACAGCCAGGAGGCGUGGCGGCUCUGGGCCGUGCAGGGUUCCGGGGCGGGGAGGCCGAGGCGCCCGCCCUCCCCGCCAGGGCUCACCUGGGUCAGCCCUGAGCCCUCGAGCAGGACGGAUCGGCCGCUGCCUGCUUAAAGCUGGGGCCGCCAGGAGUGCGAUCGCCUGCGGAUCUGCAGCUGGGCACCGGCCGCAACGCCCGCCCCGCGACGGCAGGGAAUAAAGGCUCAGGGACCGGCAGUUCUACUCUGGAGCCCACCAGCCUCUCAGAGCCUCUGGUGACUGGCCUGUGUCUCCCCCUGGAUGGACAUGUGGACGGCGCUGCUCAUCCUGCAAGCCUUGUUGCUACCCUCCCUGGCUGAUGGUGCCACCCCUGCCCUGCGCUUUGUAGCCGUGGGUGACUGGGGAGGGGUCCCCAAUGCCCCAUUCCACACGGCCCGGGAAAUGGCCAAUGCCAAGGAGAUCGCUCGGACUGUGCAGAUCCUGGGUGCAGACUUCAUCCUGUCUCUAGGGGACAAUUUUUACUUCACUGGUGUGCAAGACGUCAAUGACAAGAGGUUCCAGGAGACCUUUGAGGACGUAUUCUCUGACCGCUCCCUUCGCAAAGUGCCCUGGUACGUGCUAGCCGGAAACCAUGACCACCUUGGCAACGUCUCUGCCCAGAUUGCAUACUCUAAGAUCUCCAAGCGCUGGAACUUCCCCAGCCCUUUCUACCGCCUGCACUUCAAGAUCCCACGGACCAAUGUGUCUGUGGCCAUUUUUAUGCUGGACACAGUGACACUAUGUGGCAACUCAGAUGACUUCCUCAGCCAGCAGCCUGAGAGGCCCCGAGACGUGAAGCUGGCCCGCACACAGCUGUCCUGGCUCAAGAAACAGCUGGCGGCGGCCAGGGAGGACUACGUGCUGGUGGCUGGCCACUACCCCGUGUGGUCCAUAGCCGAGCACGGGCCUACCCACUGCCUGGUCAAGCAGCUACGGCCACUGCUGGCCACAUACGGGGUCACCGCCUACCUGUGCGGCCACGAUCACAAUCUGCAGUACCUGCAAGAUGAGAAUGGCGUGGGCUACGUGCUGAGUGGGGCUGGGAAUUUCAUGGACCCCUCAAAGCGGCACCAGCGCAAGGUCCCCAACGGCUAUCUGCGCUUCCACUAUGGGACUGAAGACUCACUGGGUGGCUUUGCCUAUGUGGAGAUCAGCUCCAAAGAGAUGACUGUCACUUACAUCGAGGCCUCGGGCAAGUCCCUCUUUAAGACCAGCCUGCCGAGGCGAGCCAGGCCCUGAACUCCCAUGACUGCCCAGCUCUGAGGCCCGAUCUCCACUGUUGGGUGGGUGGGCCCUGCCGGGACCCUGCUCACAGGCAGGCUUUUCCUCCAACCUGUGGUGCUGCAGCAGGGCAGGAAGGGGAAACACAGCUGAUGAACUGUGGUGCCACAUGACCCUGUGGCACAGAUGCCCACGUAUGUGAAACACACAUGGACAUGUGCCCCAGCCACAGUGUUAUGCUCUGUGGCUGGCUCACCUUUGCUGAGUUCCGGGGUGCAAUGGGGGAGGGAGGGAGGGAAAGCUUCCUCCUAAAUCAAGCAUCUUUCUGUUACUGAUGUUCAAUAAAAGAAUAGUUGCCAAGGCUGAACCAGUGCCACUGGUG